AUGGGCCAGUUCAGAGCUGCACUAGAGUCCCUUGGCGCCAUCGUGAAAGAAUUGGGAUUCACUCUCGUGACCAGCUAUGAAAUUCCUGGCGUGCCUGGUUGGAAUACCUCGUAUCCACUUCCGGGCUCGAUCAAUGGCACCAUCCUGUUUUCAACAUUCGACACAUGGCCAUGUAGCCACGACAACCUGAUCAGGAUGAUCAACGAUUCAAUUGUAUCUGGCAUCACGCGAUUGAGCAAAGAUGACCCCACUCUUAGACCCCCGAAAUUACCCAAUACUCUACCAGACCGCUAUGGCAAUUCACUUGAUGAAACACCAUCUACAUACUCGGGCUUGUUUGACCUCAUUGCAACCCGCAAUGGCACAUCCAUCUACAAUAUACCCGGCUUAGAACCAACCUCAAGCAAUGCUUAG
This is a messenger RNA of Parastagonospora nodorum SN15, 414 nucleotides long. RefSeq lists its product as hypothetical. Bases 1 to 414 code for a protein of 137 amino acids. Lineage: Eukaryota; Fungi; Ascomycota; Dothideomycetes; Pleosporales; Phaeosphaeriaceae. The transcript has 2 exons. The record is from RefSeq and is a predicted model, not a curated record.